This is a messenger RNA of Anthonomus grandis grandis, 2249 nucleotides long. RefSeq lists its product as uncharacterized. The transcript has 5 exons. The record is from RefSeq and is a predicted model, not a curated record. Lineage: Eukaryota; Metazoa; Arthropoda; Insecta; Coleoptera; Curculionidae. The coding region runs from base 1 to 591 and encodes 196 amino acids.
AUGAUUUUAGAGGCUAUAGAAUUACGGAUAAUGGCAGGCAUUUACAGUUUGGAGCAACUUAAGGCUAUGAUGGGCACCCAAAACCUGUUUGCAUCGUAUCAACCAGUUUUAAAUCACGUAUUACAAAAAUUGGUUAAAAUAGAGGAACAGAAUAGUCAGAUUAUAGCUCUUCUAAAAGAGCAAAGAAAAACAAGAGGUGGAUUACUACCCUUAAAAACCGAGUGUCCAAUUGAUCAUUAUGAUCAAUUGUUAGAUUUUAUUGAAGAAAUAGAGGAAACACAAGAUGCAAAGCAUCUGUUGGUAUCCUAUUUGUCUAGUUUAGGAGGUGAAGGAGUGGUUUCAAAAACUAAUAGAAUUCUUAAAGAAUUAAUGACUGAUAAACUCGCUUCUGAAUUCAACUUUUGUGGGGGUCAUCAUAAGAGAGCAUUUAAGGAAUUACAAAUUAUAAAUAUUAUAAUAGAUGCAGUUAAGGUAACUACAAAGUCUUCAACCUUGGACAUUGAAAAUGCAAUUAAAGUGUGGCUAAAACAUGCUCCUCAACGGAUAAAAAUUGCAGCAGCAAAGGCCGAGAAACGAAAUAGAUUUUGUUAGAAUUUAUCAUGUUAUUUUUUAAUUUUUAAAAUGUUAAAAAAGCAAAAGCUAAAAAGUAUUGUAGGCAGUUAAAUAGAAGAAUUUUAAAACAGGUUUUAAAAAGAAUUAUGUCUCUUAGAUUAGGAUUACCCUUAGCAAAAUCAAAAUUCUAUGGAAUAUAAAAAGAAACAAUUAAUAACUUCAUUGCCAUCAAAUAAAUUUGAUGAAAAUGAUCUAAAUGUCAAUAAUAAUGAGGUAGUAUUACUCCACUCAAUCAAUCACCUGUAAGGAAUGAAUUAGUCAGCUCACUAAAUGAUUCUAUUACAGCCACUCCUAAUUUCUUACCUCUUAAUUUGCACGAACGUUUAAAAAACUGGGCAAUAAUUGACAAGAUUUCUCAUCCUUUUGUUACUAAUCUAUUACACAUUCUUCUCGAUUUUUACUCCAAGGCAAAUUCUAACACAGAACUUAAAUAAUGGUGAAUAUAUCCACUUCAGCCUAAGAAACAGAAUAAAUAAAAUGCUAGAUAAUGUUUUAGAUUUAAAAUUGAGUAAUCCCAUACAAUUAAGUUUUAAUGUUGACGGUCUCACGCUUUUUCAAAGUUCAAGUUUGCAAUUUUCGCUUAUUAUUUGUUUAAUAAAAAAUCUUAAAAUAAAUUCAUUUGGUGUUUGGUGAGUCUAUUGUGGAAAAUCAAAACCGGAUCCAAUAAACUUGUUUCUAGAAGAUUAAAUCAAUGAGCUUCAAUACUUAUUAACUGGCCUCCAAUACGAUAAUGUUUAUUAUAAAAUUAAAAUUUACACUUUUCUGUGUAAUGCACCAGCUAGAGCUUUUCUGAAAUAUAUAAUGGGGGAUAUUCUUGUGAUAAAUGUGAAGAGCAUGGUGAUGAUAUUAAUGCAGAGUUAUACUUAGAUACAAUCCAUUGGCAAAAUUCAAAUGUGUUGAGUAAUUUUUUUUACAAUCAGAUAAAGACCAUUACCAUGGUGUUUCACUACUUACAGAAGUAGUAGAUAUUGGUAUGGUGAACUAUUUUCCCACAAUCUACAUGUGAGUGUCUUGGAGUAAUGAGAAAACUUUUAAAUAUAUGGGUUACUGGCAAUUUGCGAGUAGUCAAUGAUAUUUCGAAGCAAUUAAGCUCUUUUUAUGAAUAUUUUCCAGCUCAAAUUAAUAGAAAACCACGAACUCUGUUAGAAUUGCCUUGCUCGAAAGCAGCAGAAUUUCGUAGUUUUUUUACUUUAUUUAGGACCUUUAGUUUUGAAAAAUUUUGUUACAUUAAGAGUUUAUGAGGAUAUUCUUUUAUUUCAUAGUGGGUUAUUAAUUUUGCUUUCUUCAAAGUAUUUACAAAGUUAUGGUACCACUAUUGCAUUACAACUUUUGAAUCUUUUUGUUUCUUAUGGUUAAGAAAUUUAUGGUUUACAAUUUUACGUCUACAAUGUGCUUGUUUUAAGUCAUCUUGCUAUUAAUGCCAACAAAUUUGGUACCUCAGAUGCCUUUUCCGCCUAUCUAUUUGAAAACUAACUUGGAUAAAUUAAGAGUUAUAUAAAGAAUCCUUUACAGAAAAUUUAUAAUCGAAUUAUUGAAUCAAAUAAUAAAAUUGCCAAAACUUAUUUAGAAAACAUUUCUAUAGAAUUUUUAUAUGCAUACCAAAGUGGCUUCAUGUUAAAUCUUAAUAAAAAUUUUAG